AUGUCGGAAAGAGGUCGCGGAGGACGCGGCUCUGCCCCAACACGGGGCGCGGAGCGAGGAGGUCGUGGAGGUGGACGAGGCGCCUCAUCUCGAGGCACCGCUCGUGGCAGCUCCCACUCCGGCCCCUCUGAACGCACCGAACGCCCCAAGAAGGAAGCCAUCCUCGACCUCACCAAGUACAUCGACCGUCAGAUCCGCGUCAAAUUCGCCGGCGGCCGCGAGGUGUUCGGUACGCUCAAGGGAUUCGAUCAACUCAUGAACCUCGUUAUGGACGAAGUCACGGAGAGUCUGCGAGACGAAGAGGGAAACACCACAGAUAAGACAAGAAAGUUGGGAUUGGUCGUGCUCAGAGGUACGGCGUUGACAGUGAUCAAUCCCGCAGAUGGGUUUGAGAGCAUUGAAAACCCUUUCGCACAGACCGAGUGA
Molecule: messenger RNA, 426 nt
Organism: Kalmanozyma brasiliensis GHG001
Lineage: Eukaryota; Fungi; Basidiomycota; Ustilaginomycetes; Ustilaginales
Product: Ribonucleoprotein LSM domain protein
Exons: 3
Coding region: 1-426 (141 amino acids)
Biological process (GO): mRNA splicing, via spliceosome; nuclear-transcribed mRNA catabolic process
Cellular component (GO): U6 snRNP; catalytic step 2 spliceosome; U12-type spliceosomal complex
Molecular function (GO): RNA binding
Source: RefSeq, a predicted model, not a curated record